Molecule: messenger RNA, 3732 nt
Organism: Pygoscelis adeliae (Adelie penguin)
Lineage: Eukaryota; Metazoa; Chordata; Aves; Sphenisciformes; Spheniscidae
Product: LON peptidase N-terminal domain and RING finger protein 1-like
Exons: 11
Coding region: 1-1527 (508 amino acids)
Molecular function (GO): protein binding
Source: RefSeq, a predicted model, not a curated record
AUGACAUUUCUCUUUCCAGCCCCGGACGCCAGCUCCCUGCGGCUGUGCCGGGCAGAGGUGUUCAUGGCGCUGGGGCAGCACCUGCGGGCGCUGGAGGACCUGGACGCCGUGUGCAGGGCUGAGCCUGGAGAGCACGAGGGCUUCUUCAGGAAAGGGAAGGUGCUUCUGGAGAUGGGACAGAGAGACGAAGCCCUGCUGGCGUGGGAGCACUGCCUGACGCUCAGUCCACAUUUCCACCCUGCUCAGAGAGAGAUGGAGAAGAUCCUCACACGGGAGGAUGCUCCUCAGCCAUGCAUGGCUGCUGCACACUGGGGUGAUGCUUACCAGGGCUUGACUGGUCCUCAGGUCGAUGGAGGGAGCCCUGCGCUCCCAUUGUCUUCUGCAAAAGCUCAGGAUCAGAAGGGAGAGCCAGCGGAUGGCAGAGGGGAUGCUGGGUCUGAGCAUGGCCAGGGAACAGCCACCCUUUCCCAGCCAGGGCGACGGCAGGAACUGGAGACUUCAGCAGAGAGACAGGGCUGGCAGUUGGUAGAUAACGAAGAGGAAACAGCAGCAGCAAAGUGUACCCAGACAUGCCUCGGGGAGCUGCUGAGCAUAUCUGACUUGGAGUGUUCCCUCUGCAUACGGAUGUUCUUCGAGCCGGUGACGACACCGUGCGGGCACACCUUCUGCAAGGAGUGCCUCGAACGCUGCCUGGACCACCAGCCCAACUGCCCCCUCUGCAAACAGAGCCUGAGAGAGUAUCUGAAGGCUGGAAGCUACAGCCCCACCGUGCUGCUGCAGGACAUCAUGCUGGCCACCUUCCCUGCACAGCUGGCUGAGCGCCGGGAGCUGCACCAGGCUGAGAUGGCAGAGCUCUCCAACCUGACCAAGAACAUCCCCAUCUUCGUAUGCACGAUGUCCUUCCCAGGCAUUGCCUGCCCUUUGCACGUCUUCGAGCCUCGUUACCGCCUCAUGAUCCGGCGGUGCCAGGAGACUGGCACGAGGAGGUUCGGCAUGUGUAUAUACGAGAAUGUGAAAAGUUUUGCUGACUACGGCUGCAUGCUGGAGAUUCGGCAGAUCAAGCUGCUGGCGGACGGGAGGUCCCUGGUGGACACCAUCGGCAGGAGGCGGUUCCGGGUGCUGAGACGUGGACACAGGGAUGGCUACAACACUGCUGACAUUGAGUACCUGGAGGACAAGAAGGUGGCCGGGGAGGAGCUGCAGGAGCUGCAGUGCCUGCACGAAAGCACCUACCGCUUGGCUCAGCAGUUCUGCGAGCACGGAGACCUUGCCUCCAGGCACAUAUUGAUGCAGCAUGGACCGCUGCCGGAGAAGGAAGAGGACAUCCAGGCUUCGGCAGAUGGCCCGACGUGGUGCUGGUGGCUCAUCUCCAUCCUGCCCCUUGACCCGUCCUACCAGCUGAACCUCUUCUCCACCACCUCCCUGCGUGCCCGUCUCACCCAGCUGCAGCGCAUCCUCUCUGCCCUGCUGCAGCAGCCCCCUGCCGAGCACCCGCUGGCUGGGGGCAGCCCCCGGGGCCGCGUCUGAGCCCCCCGGCCCCCAGCCGCUCUGCAGGGAAGACCUCCACCCCCGUGGGUUUCUCUAUGUGUUGCUUCAUGGUUUUGCUUGUGGAUUGAGCCCCACCCCGAAAGUGACCUCAGCGAUGAGCUGGGCACCCUCUGCCCGGCUCGGUGGGGCCGGUGCCGCACCAGCAGCGACACUACACCGUCCAUGCCGCCUCCGGGAGCUGCUUGGUGACGCAGCUAUCCUGUGCCGUGCCGCCGGAGGGGGGGACCGGGAUGGAAAGCUGGGUUGCGUCUUGGGAACCAAAAUCACUUGCUGAGCUGCUUUGGCGCUAAAGAGGAUUCUCCUUAGGGCAGAGGACCAAGUGCCAGGUUUGCCUCACUUUUGGCUUUUCCUCUUUGAAGGACAAUGUAGGGGUUUUUGGUAGAUGGUCCUGCUCUGUGCAGCAGAUUUUCAGGCUUGGGAGAGGUGGCACUGGGAGGCAGAGAGGUCCCAACAGCUCCCCCCAGCCUUGGGAGCUGACGGCUCUGCCUCUGCUUAUGACUUUGACUUAAUUUCUAUUUGAAUGAGAAGACAGGUUAAAUUAAACAAUCUGAAACUCAUGGUCCUGCUCCUAACCACCUCUACGGCCACAUGGCGAGGAGAUGCUGAUCUCUGAACGUGCCCAGGUCCGGACGUCCCCACUCUGCUCGGUGCUCUGCCGUGUUUGCUGUGCCAAGCUUGCUGGCCACUUCCCCAGGCUGGAGCCGUGCUGGAGGCUGCUGGCCGCUUCCCCGACUGCCAGCUCCACGGCUGUGAAGUGCUGUGGGAAGGGGGCGAUUUGGCAGCGUUGGUGCUUUUCCCCCCACCCAAAGGCUGCUGUUCCCGAGCCUGGCUGGGUUCAGGUUGCAGGGUCGGACCUGGGGGCUGGAAGGAGCCGAUGGCGCGAGGGAGGUAAGCCUGGAAGUGGUUUUGUGAGAGUUUCUGCUCCUUGACUAGUGCAAUUUUCCCAUGUUCAGUGUUUCUUGCGAACUUUCUGCCUCCUCAGGAGAAAAUCAGGAUCUGAGCUGAGGCUGGAUCCUUGCACUUGGGACCCAGGAUCCCCAAAAGAGCACAGAGUGAAGUCAAAGGGAUCUGAACCUCUGGAGAGGCAGGGAGGGGCUAGGACCAGUGACUGAGGCUGUGAGCCCCAUGUCAGGGGAGCAAAUGCCUGUCUGGAAGUGCCUGGCUGCUGCUCGUCUUUAAACACAGGGAAAAGACUAUCCCCCUGGACAGAGCAGGCUUUCCUCCAUGGAAUUAUGAAGGUUUGGGAUUUUUGUCUGCCAUCCAUAAUUGCAGUGGCUUUGGGUUGAAUUUUAGGAAUAACAUCCACUUAGUUGUGGGAUUAACAUUGCUUCCAGAAUUUUAUCCCUGCUUUUCUCAAAGGCUCCACACCCCAUCUAGGGGCUCAGUGGGCUGUUGGACGUGUGUGGGGGAGAGAAAAUCAGGCUGGGGCUACAGUGCUCCUUAGUGCACGUGUUGCUGGGCUGAGCCUGGGGCAGGAGGCUCUGGACACAGCUCUGGAGAGGUCCCUGCCCAGGGCCACCGCUUUUCCCUGUCCUGCUCUCUCCAGGAGCGAGAGGUCUCAGUCCCUCCUCUCCAGCAAAGUGCCUUCCCGGAGUGACAGUCAGGGGGAGCUAAGGGCUUGCUCCCCAAGGACCAUAGUGAGCGCAGGGUGGCUGAGGACAACUCAAAAGCUGGAUUUACUACUCUACCUUUGAGCCAUGUCCUCCCCCCUCUUUGCUGCUGUCUCUGGGGCACCAUGACUCCCCCAAGGGGCUAUAUCCUCAGGAUGUCGGAUUGGGGUAGGCGUGGGCAGGUGAUGGAGGGACACCUCACAGUCCCAGGGCAGGUGCAUGCAGGUGGCAGGAUGCUGCUGAAGUUUGGGAAGUGCCUUUCUUUUCCACAGGGUCAAUGUGAGCUCACCCAGUGACAUGCCCCCCCAGGCCCCUCACCUAUCCCCCGAGUUGCCUGUUCCCCAGGUGUGGGAGCUCCUUGGGCCGCUGCAGAUCCCUCCAGCAAGGGGGGGGGAAUGGGGGGGAUGCAGGGGAGAAGUGGGAGUCUGCACCAUGUUCAUGCUGGGGGAGAGCUGGGGACCAGAGACACAUCUGCCUGGCUGCUUUGGGAAGGGACUUGUGCAAAUCGCUCUGGUUUGCUUGGAGCGCCUUCGGGGUUUAUAUUAGUAUCUUUGCUCUUUGAAUUAAAUUUUCU